AUGGCUUCGACGAGCCUUUCUCGAUUCUCGGCUAUCGUCCGGACAACUUCCAUUCGAGCCUUCCACGAUCGGAGCUCCGUGCCACGAAUUGUCGACGAUCGCGAGAAGUCAUCUGCAAAGUACAGUGACGCUGGUAAGCCCGUUCUCGAAUUCUCGAUAAGGAUUUAUCUAUGGAAAUUCCCGUUCAGGCUACUCUUUCCGCUAUCACCAGCAAGGAGUCGACCCGCUGCCUCGCAUCCCGGACUGUAAAGUGCCAGUUGCCCGUCCCGCUUACAAAGUUCGCGAUCAAUGGAGUGACGAAGCCGCCCGAUUCGGCCAAAACGACUACAUCGACCUACUUGGGGACGGUUCCGUGCAUCCGGCACAACUACAGUACCACACGCCCACAUGGCUCCGCGGAUUCCCCGGCCAGCACAGAGCCAACGAGCUCAUCAAACUCAUCCAUUACCGCAAUCUGUAUGAUGCGAAGCUGAAGCAGAACUCGCCGAAGAGAUGGCAUGAGUUGAGAAAGAGAAUCAAGUACUUGAUGAUGCAGCACAAUUACAACAAACAAGUAUUUGUCCCGAACAUACUUCUACUCGAUUCCUAAUUGUUUCUUUCCAGGACGAAAUCAACCGGGAGCGCAACUUGGGAUUGUGGGAGGAAGAGCCCGACUACACGUACAAGGACAAGUCGCGGCGGUCAUUCAGAGACGAGAUUCACUGA
Caenorhabditis sp. 36 PRJEB53466 is the source of this 705-nucleotide messenger RNA. Lineage: Eukaryota; Metazoa; Nematoda; Chromadorea; Rhabditida; Rhabditidae. The record is from the annotation of a GenBank genome assembly.